Molecule: messenger RNA, 2673 nt
Organism: Neospora caninum
Lineage: Eukaryota; Apicomplexa; Conoidasida; Eucoccidiorida; Sarcocystidae
Exons: 3
Coding region: 1-2673 (890 amino acids)
Source: RefSeq, a predicted model, not a curated record
AUGGCUGACAUGUCUUCGUCAGACGGGCACGGCGUCCUCUCAGGCAAUCCACAUAGCUCUCCUGUCUCCGGAGGAUCUUCCCUUUGCGACUCUUCGCUCCUUGCUUCCUCUGCCUCCCUGGGCAACAUGGCGCAGUCCGGACAGGUCCCCAACGGCGGCGCGGGCGCGUCGCCCCUCGGAUGGGGCGCGCCGGACGGCAUGGCUCCUGGAUAUCCGGGAGGAAUGCCAUUUGCGCCGCAGGGGCCUCCAGCAAUGGCUGCCGACGGAGCGUCGCAGUCUGGUACCUUCAUGAACUCUUCUUUUCACCAUGCGUCUCAGAGUCCUGGCCAGGCCGGGAGCGGCGGCCUCGUGGGCGACACCCAUCCGGGUCCGGGAGGGCCCCCGUUGACUGCGCAAAUGACGCAGAAUCCACACCUUCCUUCGCCUCUGCCGAUGCACUCGGCCCCUGUCCAGUCUUCUGCCCACCCAAACAUGUCUCCACCCUCUGUGAACCUCUCGACGGCCGCGGUGGGGUCGGCUGCCUUUGCGCAGCAGCUGGCGGCGUUUUCCUCUUCGGUCGGGAGCGGCAACGUGAGUCAUUCGCAGCCCCCGCCUCUCUCGUCUUCUCAGUUCCUCCUUUCGCAGUACCGGCCUCUCAGCGGUCCCGCCCCCUUCGAUCCUUCUGCCUCGCUGAACGCGCGAGGCACUGGGCCUCUGCAGCCUGCGACUGCCCCCGGCGCCUCUCCCGUGUUCCCCGUCGUCCCUGUGCCCCAGGGUGCCAUGCCGAUGCACCCGCAAAUGGGGACUCCCGGCCCGAACGGGGCACUUGGCCCAGUGCCCGCGGGUCCGAUGCCCCUGGCAGUCGCCCCCGGGGUGGGGUCCGUCCCGGGGCCCGGGGGCGCGACCCCUGGCGGCGCCGGAACCCCCCAUAUGGGGAUGGCGCCGGGAGGACCAGGAGUCGGACAGACUAUGCAGCAGAAGGUUUUCGGAGCGAUGCCGUGCGCCGUCCCCGCAGUCAGCUUGCGACAGAUUGAGAUUUCGGCAGCUCCUCGAAUGUGCCCAGGGACAGGCUUGUGGGGCGACGAGAGAAAGCGGCGCGCGUCCCGGAAGUGCCGAGACCCGAGGAGCAAGUCAGCGAGUGCGGGGGCCGAGUCGGCAGAAAAGAGAGAGGAAGACGAAGCGCAAAAGGGAGACAGAGGCGAAGACAGUGGGGAAGACGAAGACGACCGAACAGGCGGACACAUUGUGCUCAAGUGGAUUGAACAAGAAGGCCUCGCUGGCCUUCAUCGUCUUCUGGUCGAUGCCCUCCUCAUGCCUGCUCCAAAGACAACCAACGGGAGUCGUCUCGUGUCCCUGGCGGCGCGUGCUGCCCAGCUGCCCCCUGUCCCAGGUGUGGUUUACGAUCCCCACCAGUACCAGUUCCUGGCUCGGUACUUGGAGACAGAAGACAGCACAGUGCCGAUCACCAAGCGCUUUCCUCUCCGGCGCUGGGGCUUCUUCAAGAGCUACCGGUUCGCCUGCGACGUGGUCCAGCAAGCGGCGAAGCCCGGCGUCUUCGAGGACGGAGAAAUUGUACCCGUCAAGGAGCCGUUGCCAGGACUCGACGGUCAAGGCCUGACAGGCACGGAGUCGCCGCCAGUCGAGUACUACGUGCUGCCGGACUGUCCAGAAGUGAGUUUGCCGGUGAUAAAGGGCGUGUCGCGGGACAAGAAGAGCCGGCGGUGGGCUGUGUACUACCGGAACCAGCGAAGGUAUUUUUACGACAAGAAGGAGGAGAAGCUGUGCAAGGAGAAGAAGGAAGACGAGGCGCCGUCUCUCUCUCCCCACGCGGGCGUGAAGGAGGCGUACGAGAUGGCUGUUCAGCUCAGGCGCCAGCAGGUGCAAGAAGUCGAGCUGCUUCAGAUGUUCGAGGAGUCGAACUCGGGGGCGAGUCAGGGCGACGACAUGACGCUCUUGCUGCCGUGUUACCAAGCCGUGCUUCUGACACUGCUGCACAAUCUGGAGAAGAACAUCCGGAGCGGCGGCAUCGACUGCGUGCUCGCCCUCGUGGUCCCUGGCGAAGACUCCGCCCUCCGCGGCUGCGCCGGACUCCCGGGAGAAGGCCGGAAGGUGAACGCCGAGGCUCCAGCGGUCGCUGGGGCCGACAACACAAAAAAAGAGACUGACGGCGAAGAGGCCGAUGCGGAGCGGAAGGACGGGGGCGACAGAUCCGAUCUGGAGCCGACGUCGUUGCCGGAGGCGUCCGAGGAGCUGAAGGCGCUGCGGAAACUGCUGGCGGAGUUUGUGGCGUCGCACAUGGUGUACAUCGAGUCCGCGCGCCUGGCCGUGGAACUCCACGAACACCUGGCCAUCCUUCGCGAGUGCAUUCAGAAACAAAUUCUCCCCAGCGACCUGCCGCCCUCCAGUCGCCUGCGGCUCGUCGUGAAAUUCCUCGAGCUCCAGCUGGGCAGCUUGCGAGACGCACUCGUCCAGAGUGGAUUCUACAGGCAAAUCUUGGUCGACUCCAACAAGCGCCAGAAAAUGCAACGCGAAGAAAAGGGACGGCUCGGGGCUCUCGGCGCCACACGAAGCGAAAACGGGGACCAGGGAGACAACCAGCCUGCCUCGACUGCCAACCAUGUGCAGAGAGUGGACGAGGCGGACGCGUCCGCGGAGAAAGGCCACGAAUCAGGAGGAGACCCGCGAGAAAGCUAA